UUUAUUUUUUCUAAAAUCACUUUUAUUUUUUUUUAAGAAUGAUUUUCUUAAACGUAUGGUCGUAAGUGGUCAACAGUUUGCCGUUGUUUUUCUUUGUUUCGGACAUUUGGACUCGUAUAACUUGAUGCGUAUUCAAAUAGGAAAAACUAAAGUUAGCUGCAUGUUACUCAUUACAUUAUCUAAAUGUUGGUGUAUUAUACAUAUUUAUUAGUCUACAGUUUACUUCGCAAUGAUUAGAGAAAGAUUCAAGUCGGAGGAUGAAAAAGCGGAUUUUUUUCCCCCGUCAUGACUUGUUAUUUGUUAGAAUUUCUUAUCAAAAUGGCUACGCCCCCGAGAGAAGUUGACGAUGAAAUAGAUUUUGAUGACUAUGAAGAGCCUUAUACAGAUGAAGGAAUGUCUGAAGAAGAGGAAGAUUAUUUGGACUUCCUACUUGGUGAUGAUCCAUGGAUACCAACAGAUACUUAUAUAUCUUCACAAUCAUCAAUUGAAAGUGGAUCAAGUUCAUGUACCACCAAUAGCACAAGGAUCUACUGGAAAGAUGAAAACAGCAAUGAUGAUGGGGCUCCAGAUCCGAGAACAGUCCAGUUCAAACCAAGCAGGAAACCAGGCAUACAAUUUGGAAGAUUGUCUAGACACACAUUGAAGUUAUUGACCUCUCCUGUUGAUUUCUUUAAAUUGUUUUUAACUGGUACAUUGCUAACAUCUCUCUGCUUGUCUACAAAUCAACAUGCUGCAUACCAUAUCAGGAAUGGUAGAUUUCAGUCAUAUGCUGGACCUACUGGAACUUGGGAAGUUGUUACAGAGCAGGAAAUGGAAAAGUUCAUUGGUAUAUUGAUAUACAUGUCCUUUAUGAAACUCAGUACUGUUGACCGCUACUGGAGUAGAGAUGUCCUGUACAGAUUCAACCCUGUUCCAUUGUGUAUGUCAUGCUUAAGAUUUAAGGCCAUCCUUUCAUUUCUACAGAUCACACCUUUACCUGAUGUUGACAAAGAUAAUAAACUAACAAGAGUAGAACCAAUCAUUGAACAUGUAAGAAAUAUUUCAAGGGAACUUUUUCAACCUUAUGAAAAGAUUGCUGUUGACGAAAGAAUUGUUAAGUCAAAACAUAAAUGGAGUGGAAUAAGACAAUUCAUGAAAGAUAAACCUGUAAAAUUUGGGAUUAAGCUUUGGGUAUUAGCUGAUACCAUUACUGGCUAUACAUGUGAUUUUUAUGUUUAUUUAGGGAAAAAAAGAACUCAAAUAACUAAUUUAUCAAAAGGUCUGGCAUAUAGUGUAGUUAUGAAUUUAAUGCCAAGUUAUUGUAAUCAAGGUUAUAGGCUUUUUAUUGAUAGUUUUUAUACAACUUUAAAUUUAAUUAAUGAUUUGUUAGACCAGAAAGUGUACACCAUAGGAGCUGUUCGUGGAAACAGUACUGCCAAGCCUAGUGUGUUUAAGAAAAAUGAUGGCUGGGAAAAGCUUGCUGGCAGGGGUGACUUUAGAUGGCAUAGAGAAAACAGAUUUUUGACAGUUCAGUGGAAAGAUUGUAAGGUAGUAACAAUUGUUUCUCCUAUACACACAGGUAGUAAGGUAUCUGGUUGCACCAGAACUUUUCAAGCUAGAACUGGUUGGAAAAAACAGGUUGUAAAGCAACCAGAAUGUAUUAAAAGUUACAAUGAAGGUAUGUUUGGUGUGGACAAGUCAAACCAAUAUCUGUCAAGGCAUCGGUGUUAUAUUAAAACUAAAUUUCAUUGGUGGAAAGUAUUGUUCUUCCAUUGCCUUGAUAUGAUGGUAGUAAAUUCUUUCAUUCUCUUCCAGGAAUUCAGAACUGAAUUUCCAAAUAAAUUCGAAUCACUUCCUGCACAUUUUGGACAAUUAGAAUACAGAGAGUCGUUGGUUAGAUCAUUGUUAGAUGUUGAAUCAUUAGAAAAGAAGCAUGAAUCGUUUGCAUGCACCCCUGCUUUUAAUGAAAAUUCUAAUCGACUGCGUUGUACUUAUUGUUAUGCUCAUGCAAAGAUGAAUAAUUUGCCUGUUCAACAUAAUAAAACUGUAUUCUGUUGUGAAAAAUGCACUGUGUGUCUAUGUUUAGUACCUGAAAGAAACUGCUUUCAAAAAUGGCAUAGUGUUGAAGGAAAAACAGUUAGAAAUUGGGUUAAAGAAAAUGGUAGAAAGAGAAACCAACUGUUAUGAAUGUCACAAUCGUCAUGCAUUAACUGUCAAGUGUUAAAUAAACAAUAUUUUUAUGUAUUAUGUAUUAAUAAUUUAUAGUUCUUGUUGAGUUCAUGAUUAAAAAGUAAGAAAAUGAAAAAAAAGUAAAGGAUAGAAAAAUGAAAAAGUAUUAUGUUAAAUAUUACUUAUUUGUUUUAGUGGGAAAAAAAUGGAAAUGG
This is a messenger RNA of Mytilus californianus (California mussel), 2363 nucleotides long. Its product is annotated as piggyBac transposable element-derived protein 4-like. The record is from RefSeq and is a predicted model, not a curated record. NCBI's taxonomy places the organism in Eukaryota, Metazoa, Mollusca, Bivalvia, Mytilida, Mytilidae. The transcript has 6 exons. The coding region runs from base 286 to 2166 and encodes 626 amino acids.